UACUUUGAGCGAGGAAUUUAUGAUUUAACUAUUGUGGUAAAUUGGCAUGAACAACAGCGGUUCUUCGCCACGAUAGCGACAUCUAGCAAGUAAAGUUGAAUCGAGAAUCGAGGAAGGUUCCGUCCAAGAUGUCAAUUCUUAAUCUGGGCGUUAAGGCUCUACUCAGCUGGGUCAAUAAUACUGUAUUGGCCCAUCGAGAAAUUAACAUCGAAGAGUUACGAGAUGGGGAGUUCCUGCUUCGUGUUGUUUACAUACUGAAAAAAGAACCAAACCCCCCUUUAAUUCAAUCAACUGAGGAACGCUUUAAAGUCAUUGCAGAAUUUGUGGAGAACGAUUGCAGAUUUAGUCCAACCAAAGGUCCAUCAGUAUCAUGGGACAACAUAAGAAAUGGAAUCAACCUGACUGUGGAAAUUGCAAAGGUGCUUUUGUUAUUGGUUUACCAUGACAUGAUGAGUGAACGCUGCACACUAAAGACCUUAGACUGUGAAGUGGAGAGGGAAAUUGCAAAUCUGACUAUUUCUUUUGUGAUGGAGAGUCAUGGCAGUGUUUUUCUGAGCAGUGGCCUCGAUGCCUACUUGGCAAAGCGAUAUUUACCUGUGCCUCCAGAAAUAUUGGCGCAAACAGCAAGCACCUCUACUUCCAGUGUGUCAACAGCCUCUAUACCCUCAGAUGAAGACUCCCCUGUGUUACAUCGCACAAAGAAAAUUACAUUUGUGGAUAUGCAUACUGUGGCAUCAUCUUCUGUCAGCAACUCUCCUCUUCAGGAUAUAAUGAACACACCCAAAUUCCAAUUGCGGAAGAUCCAACGACAGAUGAUCAAAGAGCAAGAUUAUAGGGAUGGACUGGAGAAGGAGCUUGCCGACAAGAUUAGCCUCAUUACACAAAGAGAAUCUCAUAUUAACCAGUUACAAUAUCGCCUGGACAAGAUGAAACAGGAGCAGAGUGAUCAAGAGCUUACGGCUAAGGAACAAAUCAAUGAACUUGAGACCAAGAAUAACUCGUUACAGCUGCGACUCCACGAAAUUUUAAAAGACAACAAAGACUGCAAAAGUAACUUUUUGCUGAUGGAGCGAAAAGUGAAUGAACUUGAAGAGGAGAACGGUGUCCUCUCGUCACAGAUGCGUAGAGCCAAUGCACAGCUGUCCAUAUUUCAAGCUGAAGUUGGCAGGCUGACCGAAACCCUCGCAUCUGGUCAAGAGGAGUGGAAAGCCAAAAUGGACUACCUACAGUCUGAACUCGGUCAAGCCACUGCACAGAAGGAGCACCUGGCCGAACAAAUCCAGAUCCUCCAGGGGAAGAUUUCAUGUUUACAAGAUGAAAUUACACUAGCCACAAAGCAGGAUGUCGGAGAAAACAUGGGGUCUGUAAUGGAGAAAAAUAUGCGUUCAGCUGCAAGUACAUUUGGCGUCGGGGCAGAGAACGAGCCCGAAGGUGCGCCUGACGAUUGGAUGAGGAUAGCUGAGCUGCAGGCCAGGAACAAAGCUUGCCUUCCUCAUCUCAAGAGCAGCUAUCCUGCAGAGUUUGAGGCUGGCUGCAAGAGCGUGCUCCCUUUCACCGACGAAGAUGUACGUACAGGUGACCCAACGGAGACCAUUCGACGAGCGUCCGUCAUGCUAGGCCAGCUGCAGGACUCUCUAGCUUCCCAUUGCCACUCCCUCGCGGCAGUGCACGCAAGUACCGCAGCCGGCAUCCGUUCUCACCGUCUGUCUUUGAUGGCGGACCACCCAACGUCUAAGUCGGUCAGCUCCUCUCAACUGAAGAGCCAGAGAUUCACAAAGCGUGCUGCCUCGACGUUAUGUGUUCCUCAAACGUCACCUGAGAAAAAAUUGAAGGCCAGCUGCUUCCCCCGCCCUCUCACUCCCAAAAACAAGAAUAUCAACAGUGGACCCUCCAACUCACAACUUGACCCUGUCCUCAGUCCAGUGAGUUUGACGAAGGGCUUAUGUUGCGUAAUAUUGAUUCAUGGGUCACUGUGGUAAAAAGUUUUACUAUCCUGACUUCCAUCCGAGCUACAUGGUUUUUCACUCAGUGACAUGUGAAUGUUCGUCUCUUCGGAUGUACCCUGUGAGUCACCCGUGAAAAGUGAGGGAACACUGUUCAAUGAUUUGUUUGUAUAGUGGAGGUUGGCUCCAAUGGCCAAAAAUUUUACUUGUACCGUUACUUCACAAUAUAGCCAAUGUAAAAACCUACUCCUCCAAAUACAUGAGUUUGUAUAAGUAUUCAGUGAAAAUAUGACAUACUAAAGAACUGGUGAGUAACAUCAGUCUCAUUUUUGUUCCAGCAUGAGUAUAAAUUGGAAAAUUAUAAAGGACAUUGCCCAACACUAUCGCAAUACAAAACUGAAACAAAUGAAACCUUUAUGAUAUGACAA
Messenger RNA from Hippocampus comes (tiger tail seahorse), 2371 nucleotides. RefSeq names its product nuclear mitotic apparatus protein 1. The record is from RefSeq and is a predicted model, not a curated record. NCBI's taxonomy places the organism in Eukaryota, Metazoa, Chordata, Actinopteri, Syngnathiformes, Syngnathidae. The coding region runs from base 129 to 1979 and encodes 616 amino acids. The transcript has 16 exons. Gene Ontology annotation, molecular function: microtubule binding. Gene Ontology annotation, cellular component: spindle microtubule; centrosome; spindle pole. Gene Ontology annotation, biological process: establishment of mitotic spindle orientation.